AUGGCCGGCCGCCGCAGCUGCGUGAACUCGCUCUGGUCGGGCACCGAGCGCGUCCGCAUUGGCGAGCGCCUGAAAGCGACACUUGCCGGGGUGCUGGAGCUGGAGCUGCUCAGGUGCAAACACCUGGAGAUGGUGGAAGUCGCUCUGGAGGACCGAGCCCCCGCCGAAGCUGCCGCCAACGUCGAGGAGCGGCGGCCAGAGGUGGAGGAUGGAACCCCGGAGUGCGCCGCCUCGGACGCCGAACACGGCUCUGCCACAUCCCGCCGGCAACAGGCUCCUUCUCCUUCUGACAUAACGGCAUUGCCCGGUCAGAGCAGCGCAGACGACUGUGGCAGUAAUUCAGCAGAUGGGAUAGUCCACUCCUCAUCUGCAAGGGGAAGUUAUUCACGCUGGUCCACUCUGUCCUGGGACGCUCCCUCUGACCUGCUCUCUCCCCCGACACCAGACCCCAGUGGUGUGGUCCACCUGGACAGUGACUCCAGACCUAGUUCAGGUUUCUAUUCAGUGAGCGGGAGCUCUCUGUCAGACUCUUGCUACUCUGUGUCCAGUGAUGCAGCCGUGGGAGGACCAGCACCGCCAGUGCCACCGACCAGACCUCUGACACUGUGGGAGCAGGUUCCUCCAUCCACAGACAACACUGACAUCCUGUGGUCAGAACGUGCCGUUCAGAAGCAGGAGCAGCCUGCACUGCCAAAAAGCCAGGGUGAUCGAGAACCCUCAGGGACGACCCCAGUCUCAGCCUCCUCCCUUCAUCUGAAGCCCCAAGUGGACCCUCGUUACUGCAUUGACCUGGUGUCCCGUCGGAACAAAGAGGUUUACCCCUACCCCAGCCCCCUGCAUGCCGUCGCCCUCCAGAGCCCCCUCUUCACCUCCCAGAGCCAGGAGCAAUCCGUCUCUCUGAAUCCGGAGAUGACCCAACUUGAUGAACCACUGGAGUCCAACACUGACCCAGCGCUGCCUCAGCAGACCACCGCCCUGGCCUCCGUCACCCAGCUGGAGCAGUACAUCUCUCGCCUGGCUCAUCAGUACCACGGUCGGGUCACCUCCUCCACCUCUGACCUCUCCUCAGCUGCCACCGCUGGUCCGGUCAUACACAGAGGCCUUUGCACUCCUGGUAAAAUCCAUGGUUCCACCGUGUCUCUCUCUGCUUUUGAGAGCCGCAGUACAACAUCCACAAUCCCAGGAGGCAGUAUCACUCCGUGUAAGUCACUGUUGGGCAACUCAGCCAGAGUGAGCCUCAGCUCUUCUGGGAAAAAGGCCACCAGGAACUCAAUUAAUCUGGGUAACCUUCCUUCAGCAACCGGAGAGGACUUGAACAUAAAUCUGCAUCUCAACGUUAACUUGAACCUGGCCACCGGUUUAAAUUCUGGUCGGGUACCCGUGGACAAAUCCAAAAACGGCAGCUGUGGAGCUUUGAGAGCUGACGUUACUACAGCUCCCACUGCUUCCACUUCAUCGCUCUCCUCUGUUACACCCACCCCAGCACUAAGAGCUCGCCCUCGCAUUUCAACUUGUCCCAGCAGCCUGAGUCACCGCAGUUCCCUGGAAGUCACUUCAGCGUCUGGACCCAGUCCGGGAUAUGGAUCGUCAUCCUUCUGUCGCUCAUUAGACUGGAGCAGUGCGGCUCCACCCGAGGCUGGACCAUCAAUGUUUGGUACAAAUGCUGCAUCAGCUCCUGGGUCUCAGCGUAGCAGCUUGAUCCAAGAGUCCAGCUCCAGUCCCAAGUUAAGCGAAGACUCCGCCAUGGUGGAAGAGAUCUCUCGCCUCUCUGGCCUUUCCCGGGCUGUGGUGGUUGGACUGAUGGAACAAGGUGUGGAGCUUGAUAUUGAAUGCUUCCAAACAGAUACUGCAGGAGACGCGAGGGGUCACAGUAAAUCUCACCUGACGUCCCAGGCAGAUCAGUCGCAUGACUAUGCUAGACUGAACAACCUGAAUCCCCAGAGACCGAUACAGCUGUCCCUCAGUGUCACCCAUUCACCUCAAUCUCAGUCAAGUCUCACCCCUCCUCUCUCACACUCCAGCAGCCCCAUACACCCUUACCAGUCCAUCCACAUUCCCUCUCCCCACUACUCCUCACACUGCCACUAUCAGCAGAUCCCUUCCCCAUCCGACCUUCCCUCUUCCACAGCCUCCUCCCCUGCCUCCCGCUCCACUACCAGGGGUCGCUCCCCUCCCCGGCCUCUCCAGCCCUCCCCCUUGGGUGCCACCCCACUCUCUGUUUUCCGUCGGGACGCACCCUUCCAGUGCUCCCUGCCCCACACCAAUACGAGGACUUCUCCUUCAGAGCACAGCAGCAAUCAAACACGAAGUGGAUCCCUUCGGCAUAGUGGUGGAGGAAGUGGAGGCAGUGGUGGGUGGAAGAGAGCAGAGGGAGAUGGGCUUUACAGAGGAAAGCAUUCCUCUCAUAAAUUGAUCAGGGCAGCCACAGUAAGCAGCUAUGCCAAGAGAGAGGAAUACAGCUCUGUUUGGGGUGAGGAGGAGGAAAAGGAGCAAACAGCUGCUCAGACACCAAGGAAGACAUCCAACAAACUCUGGAGGGGUUUUGAAGGACGCCUCUGGGGCAAGGAGUCAGACAAAGAAAGGGAGGAGAUGGACAGAGCUGAGUACGGCUACGGAUGGAGGAGGAACAGCAUUGGAAGCUGGAGAAGGGAGAAUCGAAAGGCAAAGGCCUCAUCCAGCAGGAACGACAAGAGGCCCAAAGUAGACAACUCACCCAUGUUCUCAAAGAAGAGGGGGAAAGAAGACGGGGAGAGAUGCAGCUCAAGCAUCAGGCUUUCCAGAAGGGCUUUGUUCAGGAGUGAGUCCCAAGGUUUGCUGGUGCCUCGUCAUUAUAGUGAGGAGCCUGUGAAGCGUCCACACUGGGUGUCCUCGUUAGACGUGGGACAAGGGGGCAUGGGCAACAGAGACGAAGGGAUCCGACUGCUGAGAGAAAAGGAGGCCGACAAACGCCUGUCCUCCACUGCAAGCCUCUUUAACCUCUCUCGCUCUCAGAGCCUAGAGGGCAGCUGCCACUCGCUCUCCCCUCUCUCCUCCCCUUCCUUUUCUCCAUCCCCUCCUCCAAGCAUGCCCCUCCAGCGCUCUCGGUCACUGAGGGACUUGGGGAGGAGAGUGUUUGGCUCCAUGAGGUCUCUGAGUCUCAAACGGAAGCCAUCCAAAAAAUGACAUUUGUACGAUAAAUAAUUAUGACAGUAGAGGAUUCUUCCAUGUGUUGUGCUCAAACCACCAGUGAUGGCUGCCAUUGCAUUCCAUGUAAAAGGAAGCGCCAUCAUGUUUAGUCUUCAAACUUCAAUGUUUGUAAUUAAAUAUACAGAUGAAGUGGUUCUGUUAUUCAAAUAUAUGCCAGUCCUUCCAUUCACCACCAUGAUGGAAGUCACUCUCAGGCACAUAAGAGUCUGUAUUACGUGCUGAUAUUGUUCUUGGUUCACAGCAUUGAUUCCAGUGAAGUUUUUGUACAUUUUUAUUGACAAAGCCAUUUUAAUAGCCACCAAAACGGCUACUAAAUGGAUUUGGUCCCAUGGCCAACAAAGAAAUGUCAGUGAUGAAAACUUUCUGUAUAUGUGAGGAUUUGACAUUUUCACAGUAACAAUAUUCUUGGAUUUGUUUGUGCUUUAAUAGUAGCCUCAUGAAAAGAAUAUUUAAUAUGAACUCAUACUAUCAGCUCCAGUACAUAUGCUUAAAUCCCCCUAUAACCAUGAGUAUGAAUGUGUAUGUGUACACUCCCCCUCUGCAUGCUGCUCUGUGACUUGUUCAUUGUUCACAGCUAUUGUGAGAACGUGAUAUUCCUCUUUGUCUAUGGUUACAAUUCCCUCUGAAGUACAAUCAUAUUGGCCAGACAAAGACCAAAACCAAGCAAAUACUCUUUAACUUGAUAUUGUGCUCAGGAUUUUCAAAUAAAUAUUGAAUGAUUCAAACUA
Pleuronectes platessa (European plaice) is the source of this 3914-nucleotide messenger RNA. Its product is annotated as mucin-5AC. The record is from RefSeq and is a predicted model, not a curated record. Bases 1 to 3162 code for a protein of 1053 amino acids. Gene Ontology annotation, biological process: negative regulation of nodal signaling pathway. NCBI's taxonomy places the organism in Eukaryota, Metazoa, Chordata, Actinopteri, Pleuronectiformes, Pleuronectidae. The transcript is spliced from 4 exons. Gene Ontology annotation, cellular component: cytoplasm.